AUGGGCAAGGUGUUCCGCAGCGGGUUCUACUGGCCUACGACGCUCAACGACGCCACCGAGCUGGUGCGAUCCUACGAGGCCUACCAGUUCCAUGCCAAGCAGAUCCAUCAGCCCGCGCAAGGUCUCCAGACCAUUCCGCUCUCGUGGCCGUUUGCGAUUUGGGGGCUGGAUAUCCUGGGCCCAUUCCUUCGAGCAGCCGGAGGAUACCGCUACCUCUAUGUCACCAUCGACAAGUUUACCAAGUGGGCGGAGGCGGAGGCCGUGCGCACAAUCCCCGCCAGCUCAGCCGUCAAGUUCGUCAAGGGCCUCGUGAGCCAUUUUGGUGCCCCCAACCGUAUCAUUACUGACAAUGGCUCCCAAUUCAGAAGCAACCUCUUCAGGACGUAUUGCGCUAACCUUGGAACGCAGAUAUGCCAUGCUUCGGUGGCGCACCCACGGAGCAACGACCAGGCUGAGCAUGCCAACAUAGAGGUCUUGAGGUGCCUCAAGGCAAGGAGCUUCAAGAAGAAGCUUGAAGCCUGCGGCAGGGGUUGGCUCGUUUGA
Messenger RNA from Aegilops tauschii subsp. strangulata, 543 nucleotides. Lineage: Eukaryota; Viridiplantae; Streptophyta; Magnoliopsida; Poales; Poaceae. The record is from RefSeq and is a predicted model, not a curated record.